Molecule: messenger RNA, 1254 nt
Organism: Dipodomys ordii (Ord's kangaroo rat)
Lineage: Eukaryota; Metazoa; Chordata; Mammalia; Rodentia; Heteromyidae
Exons: 10
Cellular component (GO): mitochondrion
Molecular function (GO): methyltransferase activity
Source: RefSeq, a predicted model, not a curated record
AUGUCUGAUGAGGUAGAGGCAGCAGCGGCUGCUGACACAGGGGAGGAGGCCGCUGAGGUGGCGGUGGCUAAGAAGAAGGAGCAGAGGCUGCUUGCAGCCCGCUAUGUGCCCGCAGAAGCCCCUACCCCCUCUCAGCAGCGCUGCUUUUCAAACAUGGCACUGCCUGCUCUGAACCGCAGAGCCUCUUGCAGUCACCUGGCGGAGAUGGUGCGCCCCUGGCCUGCUUGUGGCCCUGACUUGGUCCCGGCCCCGGGUCCUCAGAUGCUGGGUGCGGACCCGAUCGCAGCCUACAGCUUCUUCCAGCAACACAGGCUGACCACCACAGUUGAGGAUGUCUUGGGGAGCAGAGAUUGUGACCUCACCAUCUGCAGCCUGAUGCCUGUGCAGUACAUCCUUGGGGACUGGGACUUUUGCUGGUUCAAUCUGAAGAUGACAACCCCAGUGUUCAUUCCUCAACCAGAGACAGAGGAAUUGGUAGAAUGAGUGUUGGAGGAGGUGGCCCAGCAUCCCCAUGUGUCUGGAACCCAAGGUGGCCCUCUUAUUCUGGAGGUGGGCUGUGGGUCAGGAGCUGUUUUGCUCAGCCUGUUGAAGCAGCUUCAUGAGAGCCAAGUCAUUGCUGUGGAUAAGGAAUAAGCCUCCAUCAGACUGACCCAGAACAAUGCUCAAAGACUUAGGUUGCAGGACAGAAUUCAGAUCAUCCCCCUGGAUGUGACCUUAGAGGGGAGCUGGGCAGUCCUUCUGCCCUGGGCACCCCUGGGCCCGCUUAUCAGCAACCCUCCCAAUGUCUUCCACCAGGGCAUGGAGAAGCUGGCCCCUGAAGUCCUCAGGGUGAGCAGUGAGAAGGAGGAGCUCGCCAGCAUCCUGGACUCAGAGCUGCAGAUGAAGAAACAUCUGUGGGAACACCAGCUGUCAGCACACAUCCGAACUACCAAGGAGUCCCUCAUGGUGUGUAAAGAGCAGAUGUUGGUCCUGAAUGAGCUGUGUUGGGAGAAAGCCCAGUGCAUGCACUGGCUGUACCAGGAGAAGAUCAAGAAGAGGAGAUGCUGUGGGAGCUGCUGUCAGUCCUCGCAAGGGAAGGCACAGACAGCAGUCUCCAGAUGCCAGCACAGGCUGAGCCUCCCACCCUCCUCCCCAACACUGCUUCAGAAGCAACUUGAAGACAGCAUGGAGACUGCCAGAGGAGAGAUUGAUGUGGAUGAUGACUCUCUAUGUGACAUACUGACUCUCAAAAGCCUUGGCAGCCACCAGAAGUAG